Messenger RNA from Cyanistes caeruleus (blue tit), 3432 nucleotides. The record is from RefSeq and is a predicted model, not a curated record. NCBI's taxonomy places the organism in Eukaryota, Metazoa, Chordata, Aves, Passeriformes, Paridae.
UGGCAAAUGUAAUAAUUUUUAUCUGCGGGAACUUGGCAGGAGCAUACCACAAACACCUCAUGGAACUUGCACUGCAGCAGACAUAUCAGGACACGUGCAACUGCAUCAAAUCCCGUAUCAAGCUAGAAUUUGAGAAGAGGCAACAGGAGCGUCUUCUACUUUCUUUACUGCCUGCUCACAUUGCCAUGGAAAUGAAAGCAGAGAUCAUUCAGAGGUUACAAGGUCCAAAGGCAGGCCAGCUGGAAAACACCAACAACUUCCACAAUUUGUAUGUCAAAAGGCACACUAAUGUAAGUAUCUUGUACGCUGAUAUCGUAGGAUUCACUCGCCUGGCCAGUGACUGCUCACCAGGGGAGCUGGUGCACAUGUUAAAUGAGCUGUUUGGGAAGUUUGAUCAAAUUGCAAAGGAAAAUGAAUGUAUGAGAAUUAAGAUCUUAGGUGACUGCUAUUACUGUGUUUCUGGACUUCCUAUAUCUCUUCAAAAUCAUGCCAAGAAUUGUGUGAAAAUGGGACUGGACAUGUGUGAAGCCAUUAAAAGCAGUGAGGAAUAUGUACCCUGUGUUUUCAAAUCCUUUCAAAGUAUGAUGUCAAGAGUUGCACCCUGCAGGAAAGUGAGAGAUGCAACUGGAGUUGAUAUUAACAUGCGUGUAGGAGUGCACUCUGGGAAUGUGCUUUGUGGCGUUAUUGGGCUGCAGAAGUGGCAGUAUGAUGUGUGGUCCCAUGAUGUUACCCUGGCCAAUCACAUGGAAGCUGGGGGAGUCCCAGGCCGUGUUCACAUCACCUCAGUGACCUUGGCACAUUUGAAUGGAGCUUACAAAGUGGAAGAUGGGGACGGAGAUGUGAGGGACCCAUAUCUGAAAGAGCAUAAUGUUAAGACUUACUUUGUAAUCAAUCCUAAGGGAGAGAAGCGAAGCCCUCAGCACCACAUUCGGCCUCGGCAUACUCUUGAUGGAGCCAAAAUGAGAGCUUCUGUCCGCAUGACCCGGUACCUGGAAUCCUGGGGAGCAGCCAAGCCAUUUGCACACUUGCAUCACAGGGACAGCAUGACUACUGAAAACGGCAAGAUAAGCACAACAGAUGUUCCCAUGGGGCAGUAUCAUUUUCAGCAUUGCAGAGAGAGAACAAAAUCACAGAAAAGAAGAUUUGAGGAAGAACUGAAUGAGAGGAUGAUCCAAGCCAUUGAUGGAAUCAAUGCCCAAAAGCAGUGGCUUAAAUCUGAAGACAUUCAAAGGAUAUCUCUUCUUUUCUAUAAUAAGACUCUGGAAAAACAAUAUCGAUCAACUACUCUGCCUGCAUUCAAGUAUUAUGUCACUUGUGCCUAUCUCAUAUUCUUCUGCAUUUUUGUUGUACAGAUUUUGGUAUUGCCAAAAACAUCUAUUCUUGGAAUUUCAUUUGGGGUUGCAUUUCUCUUGCUUUCCUUCAUUUUGUUUAUCUGUUUCACUGGACAGCUUUUGCGAUGUAGCAAAAAAGCAUCAGCUUUGUUGUUGUGGAUCCUAAAAUCAUCUGGAAUAAUUGCAAACCGUCCUUGGCCAAGGAUCACUCUCACAUUGACAACCACUGCUAUAAUAUUAACCAUGGCUGUAUUCAACAUGUUUUUCCUAGAUAAUGCUGUGAUAGCUUUUCCUUCAGUUCUUAAUUCAUCAAAUGCAAGUUUUCCUGAUUCAAGUAAUCAGACACAGUGGUGUAUACAAAAUAACUGUUUUUUCCUACCGUAUUUUAUAUACAGCUGCAUAUUAGGGCUCAUUUCCUGUUCUGUUUUCCUGAGGAUAAAUUAUGAGUUGAAAAUGGUAAUAAUGUUGAUUGCAUUGGUGGGCUACAAUGUUAUCCUUCUGCACAGCCAUGGGCCCAUGCUGGAUGACUACAGCAAAUUUAUGUAUGCGAUGGCACCUCUUAGAAGGCCAGGAAUACUGAAGGACCUGAAGACAAUGGGCUCAAUUUCCUUAUUCAUAUUCUUCAUCACAUUACUGGUUUUGGGUAGACAGAAUGAAUAUUACUGUAGGUUAGACUUCCUGUGGAAGAACAAGUUCAAAAAAGAGCGUGAGGAGAUUGAAACCAUGGAGAACCUAAAUCGGGUGCUUCUGGAGAAUGUGCUUCCAGCCCACGUAGCUGAACACUUCUUGGCAAGAAACCUGAAGAAUGAGGAUCUCUAUCAUCAGUCAUACGACUGCGUCUGUGUCAUGUUUGCCUCUGUUCCAGAUUUCAAGGAAUUUUACACAGAAUCUGAUGUAAAUAAGGAAGGGUUGGAAUGUCUUAGGCUGCUAAAUGAGAUCAUUGCGGACUUUGAUGAUUUAUUGUCAAAGCCAAAGUUCAGUGGUGUUGAAAAGAUAAAGACCAUUGGAAGCACUUACAUGGCAGCAACAGGACUGAGUGCUACACCCAACCAAGAGCAGUGUCAGGAACCUGAACGACAGUAUAUGCACAUAGGAACUAUGGUGGAGUUUGCAUUUGCCUUGGUGGCAAAACUGGAUGUCAUAAACAAGCAUUCAUUCAAUGACUUCAAGUUACGAGUAGGUAUAAACCAUGGACCUGUAAUAGCUGGAGUAAUUGGAGCUCAAAAACCACAAUAUGAUAUAUGGGGCAAUACAGUAAAUGUGGCCAGCAGAAUGGACAGCACUGGUGUCUUAGAUAAAAUACAGGUUACAGAGGAGACAAACAACGUCCUGCAAACACUGGGGUACAUGAGCACCUGUAGAGGAAUAAUAAAUGUAAAAGGAAAAGGAGAAUUAAAGACAUACUUUGUACAUACGGAAAUGACAAGAUCCGUGUCACAAGGGAACAUGGCAUCUUGAAGAUGCUUUUACGUGUCAGCAGUACUAUAUUUUCAGGAAAGUAUCACGCACUUUUUAACUACAUUUUGGCCCUUAACAUGCGUGCUAUUUUCUUGUAUGUGGCACUUAUUUUAAUAUGGCUGCAGAAUAGUCCCAUGAGCCAUCAUUUCGCACCUCGAUAUUUCUAUGUUCAAGGACAGUUGUGAUGUAUGCGAUAGGACUGCAAGAUUGUACUGCUACUUGCACUGUUAUUCAAAUACAAGAAAAGAAGGAAUAGGAAUCAAAAGGAGGUUACACAUCCUGAAAGGACUAAAGAGAAGUGUUAGUGACAAAUGUGGGGGAAAAAAGGCAAUAAAGCUAGGGGUGCAUACUAUUUUCUGAUGCAUGGUGUUUUCUGGAAAAUACAGUCGCUCCUCAAUACCAUCCACUAAUAUGGUAUUAAAGUAUACAGUAUUGUAGAUAAGUUUACUCUGUCCACACAUGAUUUGGAUGUGAUCACCAGUUGCAUCUCAUAGCCAGGGACACGUUGGGUGGCUUGCUGGCAUUCUUUCUGACGAGAGAACUAACAAUGCUGGAAUAGUUUUGUACAAACGUGUCAAAUGUUUUGAAGCUAUUGUAUUUUGUAAGGUUAACUCAUUAAAAGUUUAUAUGUACUUUGUCUUAC